Acaulospora morrowiae is the source of this 741-nucleotide messenger RNA. Lineage: Eukaryota; Fungi; Glomeromycota; Glomeromycetes; Diversisporales; Acaulosporaceae. The record is from the annotation of a GenBank genome assembly.
AUGGUCAAACCAAUUACCACCACCACUACCACAAAACCUAAAAAACAGAGCAAGGUUCCACCCGCGCCACAAGUUUCUCGAAAGCAAUCCCAGAAAACCGAGGUUACCAAGGAAAAGGUUGUUACUGAAAAUAUCGUAUCUCGAAAGUCAUCCCAGAAAACCGAGAACAAGAAAAGCGUAGUUCCUGAGAGUAGUAUUGCACCUGUAAAAUUACCAAAGGAAACUGAGGUUACCAAAGAACCUAUAGUAAACGAGACUGUCGAUAAUAUUGAAGCGAAACAUAUUGAGAAUCAAGAUUCUGAUAACUCCAAGUCACAAUCCAUUGAGUGUGAAGUUUUCGAUCAUUAUUCCAAAGAAGAAGAUUUAAUUCCUCCUUUAUUUAUCAACGAGUCUGCUUCCGAAUUCGUCGAUUCUACUGUCGCGGGCGUGGAUUCGGAAAGUUUUAAAGAAGGAACUAUUGAACUGAUUAACAUUUUAAGAAACAACGAGACCCCUUCGCCUCUACCAUCGUACAUCACUUCAUACGACGAUCAAUACGUAACCACGUUACCGCCGCCCGUAAUGCAGACACUUGAAUAUGAGGUUAUACACGCAACCGGUUGGGACGAGAGUUAUCCGCCUCAACAGCUUUUGCCCAAGGAUAAUAAAAACAAUGGAAAUAAUGGAGGAAUCAAACACGGCAAGGGAUGGCAAUCUGCGAGGUACAGUUUCUGUUUCUGUUUUUCGAAUGCUCCGUUGUAA